CGCCGAGAGUCUCUCAUCCCACCACACGACACGACACGAGCGCGCGCGAACACCGUUUCUACUAAGCACAAACGCGACGAACACGCGCCCAAGAGGAGGAUAUGCAGCUGGAGAUUUCGCCGAGACAGAGGAGCCAGCAGCAGAAGGAGGAGGAAGGCGAGCACCAGCAGCGCGCCGGCGAGGAGGCGGUGGGCGCCGUCUUCAGCAUUGAGCCGUGGGUGGACGCCGCGGCGGUGCUGGUGCCGCCGCUUAACUUCGCCGAGGUGAACGACGGCAUCUUCCGCUCCGGGUUCCCCGCCGCCGACAACUUCGCGUUCCUCCUCUCCCUCAAGCUACGCUCGAUCGUGUACCUGUGCCCGGAGCCGUACCCGGAGGAGAACACGCGGUUUCUGGAGCAGAACGGCAUCAAGCUUCACCAGUUCGGUAUUGACGGCAGCAAGGAGCUGCUUGUAAACAUCCCUGAAGAAAAAAUCCGAGAAGCACUCAAAGUUAUUCUUGACGUAAGGAAUCAACCGGUGCUCAUCCACUGCAAGAGAGGCAAGCACCGGACUGGCUGCGUCGUUGGGUGCCUGAGAAAGUUGCAGAAAUGGUGCCUAACUUCAGUUUUCGACGAGUACCAGCAUUUUGCAGCGGCGAAGGCGAGAAGUACUGAUCAGAGAUUCAUGGAGCUGUUUGACACAUCCAGCUUGGAGGCGCCGCCGCCGCCGCCGCCGAAUCCGGCUCCGAAGCAGGGGGCGGAGGGGAAUGGCCCGAAGGUCUCGUCGCCCAAGAGGCAGGCCUUCCACCGCAUCUGGUCGACCGAGGACGAGGUGCGCAUCCUCGAGGCGCUCGCGGCGCACCGCCGGGAGCACGGGUCGCUGCCACAGACCGACGCGCUCAUCGCCACCCUCGCCGGCAGCCUCGACAACACUGGCUACGGCCGCAAGGAGCUCCAGGGGAAGGUCAGCACUCUCAAGCGCCGUUACGAAUCCACCGCUAAGAAGAAGGGCGAUCUCCCAAGCAAGGGCCAUGACCGCCGGCUCUAUGACCUCUCCAAGAGCGUCUGGGGCAGCGAGGCGGCAGCGGCGGCGGUGAACGGCACCACCACCGCGCCGAGGGAGUUCGGCGAGAUGUGCGAGCUGUACCCGCACCUCGCUGAGGAGGUCAAGUUGCUGGAGGCGGCACACCCUGGCUUGUUCAAGAGGGACUUCGGGAAGCUCGAUGACGACAAGGCGCAUGCGCUGGACAUGAAGAUCAAGAAGCAGAGGAUUGCCGAGAUUUCGGUGGUGCUGCGCCGUGGCGACCUGACCAAGGAGGUGACCAAGGUGCUCGCUGAGCUGGUCGAGUGACUAGGUGAGCUGAACUGAAGUGAACAGUAGUAGCUCGGCGUUCCUUACCAUGGCAUAAGAAAGUGUACCUGGUCAUUACCUGCAAACUAUAUCGUGAACAGGCAUUACCUGCAAAAUUUUGCUUCUUAGUGAUGGAGUUGGAUGUUCUAUGUUCUUGUCUAGGCAAUUCAGUCAGCGUCUCUUCUCAGUUCAGAUAGAUCGAUAGGAUGUAGUAUAAAACAUUGAAAUUUCGUUUUUGGUUUGUCUUAUCAUUCCAGACAGUGAUAGAAUGUAGCAAGACUGAAAUCGGUCAUCGAAUCAGUCCUGAACUCUUGACUCCUUUAUAAACUGAACCCCAGUCCUCGUUAAGUA
Messenger RNA from Oryza sativa Japonica Group (Japanese rice), 1679 nucleotides. NCBI's taxonomy places the organism in Eukaryota, Viridiplantae, Streptophyta, Magnoliopsida, Poales, Poaceae. The record is from RefSeq and is a predicted model, not a curated record.